AUGGUCGACCGUCUCAAACAGCUGACCUCCCAGGUCAGUGGUACCUCCCCCUCUCCCCACCCCUUCGAUCCCCUCUCGACCACCGAAAUCGACACAGUUGUCGCCCUGGUCCGGGAGAAGUAUGGCCCUCUCAGUUUCAAUGCUGUCUCCCUGUAUGAGCCUCGCAAGGCCGAGAUGCUGGCCUGGCUCGCAGACCCUGAAAAGGCACCGCGGCCGGCCCGCUGUGCCGAUGUCGUCGCCAUUGGACCAAAGGGCAAGGUCUACGACGGCAUAGUCAAUCUGGAUGAGAAGAAGAUUGUCGAAUGGAAGCACACGGAAGGUGUCCAGCCCAUCAUCACCCUGGAAGAGCUCCAGGAGGUCGAGCACGUCUGCCGCAAGGACCCCCGGGUCAUCGAGCAGUGCGAGAUCAUCGGCAUCCCGAGGGAAGAAAUGGACAAGGUAUACUGCGAUCGUAAGUUUUUCCUGUCCGUCAAUUUGGUUUCGUCUACUCAAGUGCAAGCGCUCAUGUAUUAUCGACCCAACGUGGACGACUCUCAAUACGGGUAUCCGCUCGACUUUUGCCCCAUCUACAAUGCAGAGACCAAGGAGAUCAUUCACAUCGAUGUGCCCCCGGUGAGACGCCCCAUUAGCAGGGCACCGCCCAACAACUACCACCCAGAGUCCGUGGCCAAAGACCUGGGCGGAUAUCGGACCGACCUCAAGCCCAUCCACAUCACACAGCCCGAGGGCGUGUCGUUCAAAAUGAACGGCCGGAUCGUCGAGUGGCAGAACUGGAGCAUCCACGUCGGGUUCAAUUACCGGGAAGGCAUUGUGCUGAACAACAUCACCUUCAACGACAAGGGCACCAUCCGCCCCAUCUUCUACCGUCUGUCGCUGGCCGAGAUGGUCGUCCCCUACGGCAACCCGGAGCAUCCUCACCAGCGCAAGCAUGCCUUUGAUCUGGGCGAGUAUGGCGGGGGCUACAUGACCAACAGUCUGUCACUGGGCUGCGACUGCAAAGGGGCCAUCCACUACCUGGAUGCCGCCUUUGUCAAUCGAUCGGGAGCCAGCACUGUUAUCAAGAACGCCAUUUGUAUCCACGAGGAGGAUGCAGGCAUCCUGUUCAAGCACACCGAUUUCCGGGACGACUCGGUGAUUGUGACUCGCGGGCGGAAGCUGGUCAUCUCGCACAUCUUCACGGCGGCCAACUACGAAUACUGCGUGUAUUGGAUCUUCCACCUGGAUGGUACGAUCCAGCUGGAUAUCAAGCUGACGGGAAUUCUGAAUACGUAUGCCAUGAACCCCGGCGAAGACACCCACGGCUGGGGAACGGAGGUGUACCCGGGAGUCAACGCCCACAACCACCAGCAUCUGUUCUGUCUGCGCGUGGAUGCCAACAUCGACGGACCCAACAACACCGUCUUUCAGGUGGACGCCGCUCAAGGGCCGGGCGAGGUCGGCAGCGCAGAGAACAAGUAUGGCAACGCGUUCUAUGCCAAGAAGACGAAAUACACGACGCCGGCAGAGGCGAUGGCCGACUACAAUGGCGACACGAGCCGCACGUGGGAGAUUGCCAACACGAACAAGCUGAACCCGCACAGCAAGAAGCCUGUGGCUUACAAGCUGGUGAGCCGGGAGGUGCCACGCUUGCUGCCGAAGGAGGGAGGGUUGGUGUGGAAGCGGGCGGGUUUUGCUCGCCAUGCGGUCCACGUUACAAAGUUUCGUUUCUCACAAGUCACAUCUAGAUGCCGACGACCAGAUCUACCCCGCCGGCCGCCACGUCCCUCAGACGUCAGGCGAGCCAUCACAGGGCCUGCCGAUGUGGAUCGAAGAGACCAAGGACACCUCGAUCGAAAACACCGACAUCGUGCUAUGGCACACCUUCGGCCUGACGCAUUUCCCGUCGCCGGAGGACUUCCCCAUCAUGCCGGCAGAGCCGAUGACCGUCCUGUUGCGGCCGCGCAAUUUCUUCGACCGCAACCCGGCCCUGGACGUCCCGCCGAGCUAUGCGCGAACGCCGUCGCAGGUGGCGGCGGGUUCGAAAGGAUGUGGAUGCGGAGGGGCGAAGGGGGAUGGAAGCAGCGUUUUGUCACAGUCACUCCAUCCACUAGAUCAUACCUACUUAAGGUGGAAAGUCCGUAUGAGUAUACCAUGCAAAAAACAUAUAAUGUACUCCGUACAUACUAUAUAUACGACAUUGACCAACCAUUUGCUCUGCUCAAUACCGAACAGAAAGAACACUUGGACCAAUUUACCAACUACUCUGCUAACAUCAUGCCUGCUCACUCGCAAGACGGCUCCACUUCCGCACUCUCGCCCCCCAGGUAA
Rasamsonia emersonii CBS 393.64 is the source of this 2307-nucleotide messenger RNA. RefSeq names its product Amine oxidase. The transcript has 6 exons. NCBI's taxonomy places the organism in Eukaryota, Fungi, Ascomycota, Eurotiomycetes, Eurotiales, Trichocomaceae. Gene Ontology annotation, molecular function: copper ion binding; primary methylamine oxidase activity; quinone binding. The record is from RefSeq and is a predicted model, not a curated record. Gene Ontology annotation, biological process: amine metabolic process. Bases 1 to 2307 code for a protein of 768 amino acids.